AUGCAGCGUUCUAAGGCGUCACCACAGAUCCUGGUUCGAUCCCAGCCGGCCGUGAACCGGGAGACCCAUGAUGCGGCGCCCAAGCCUUAUCACUGCUCCCAGUGUGGAAAGAGUUUUAACCGGAAAGAAUACCUGAAAGAGCAUGAGAGAAUACACACAGGGGAGAAGCGAGAGAAGACGUACCGCUGCUCCCACUGUGGAAAGGGUUUUAACCAGUUAGGGGACCUCAAACGACAUGAGACAAUACACACAGGGGAGAAGCCUCAUCACUGCUCCCAGUGUGGAAAGGGUUUUAACCAGUUAAGGGACCUGAAACGACAUGAGAGAAUACACACAGGGGAGAAGCCUUUCCAAUGCUCCCAGUGUAGAAAGAGUUUUACCCAGUUAGGGAGCCUAAAAAUACAUGAGAGAAUACACACAGGAGAUAAGCCUCAUCACUGCUCCCAGUGUAGAAAGAGUUUUAACCGGAAAGAAUACCUGAAAGAGCAUGAGAGAAUACACACAGGGGAGAAGCGAGAUAAACCUUUCCAAUGCUCCCAGUGUGGAAAGAGUUUUUCACAGUUAGGGAACAUGAAACAACAUGAGAGGACACACACAGGAGAGAAGCCUCAUCACUGCUCCCAGUGUGGAAAGAGUUUUACCCAGUUAGGACACCUGAAAGUUCAUGAGAGAAUACACACAGGGGAGAAACCACACCAGUGUUCCCACUGUGGAAAGAGUUUUAAGUGGGUAUGUUACCUGAAAGAGCAUGAAAGAAUACCCACUGGAGAAAAGCCGUUCCAAUGCUCACAGUGUGGAAAGGGUUUUACCUUGGAAGGGAGCCUGAAAACACAUGAAAGGACACACACAGGAGAAAAAACAUUCCAAUGCUCUCAGUGUGGAAAAGGUUUUACCCGGGUAGUGAACCUGCAAACGCAUUUGAGAACGCACACAGGGGAGAAGCCCUACCACUGCUCAGAUUGUGGAAAGAGAUUUACCCAGCUAGGGAACCUGAAAUCACAUGAGAGAACACAUUCUUUAGAGAGACCUUUUCAGUGCUCACAGGGUGGAAAGAGAUUUAUCAAUUCAUAA
Coregonus clupeaformis (lake whitefish) is the source of this 1071-nucleotide messenger RNA. Its product is annotated as zinc finger protein 239-like. Lineage: Eukaryota; Metazoa; Chordata; Actinopteri; Salmoniformes; Salmonidae. The transcript has 3 exons. The record is from RefSeq and is a predicted model, not a curated record. Bases 1 to 1071 code for a protein of 356 amino acids. Gene Ontology annotation, cellular component: nucleus.